Desarmillaria tabescens is the source of this 2052-nucleotide messenger RNA. Its product is annotated as RNA polymerase III subunit RPC82-domain-containing protein. Gene Ontology annotation, biological process: DNA-templated transcription. The coding region runs from base 1 to 1632 and encodes 543 amino acids. Gene Ontology annotation, molecular function: single-stranded DNA binding. Lineage: Eukaryota; Fungi; Basidiomycota; Agaricomycetes; Agaricales; Physalacriaceae. The record is from RefSeq and is a predicted model, not a curated record. Gene Ontology annotation, cellular component: RNA polymerase III complex. The transcript is spliced from 11 exons.
AUGGCUGACGCCCAUACUUCUCGACUGUGCGUUCAAAUAAUUCAUUCACACUUUGGCAGCCUGACAGCAAAGGUUGCCUCGGUCCUUCUCACUCGUGGACGGCUGACGUUGCCCAGCCUUGCUCGCUACUCGGGAUUGAAGACUCGUACCGUUCGCGCGGCCGUGCUCGUUCUAGUCCAACACAACAUCCUCUGGCAUGCUACCCUAGACAAGGAGGGGGAGGUCUUAGAGGUCAAUAUAGAAGAAUGCAUGAUGAGACUGAGGUUUGGAAAAUAUACAUGGCAGGCAGAAGAGCUGUUUGGGAAAGCGGGUGCACAGAUUGUUCAGCUCAUCCUCGACCACGGCAAGCUUCGUCCGCCAGAUAUCAUCUCGGAACUGUCCAUUCUUGAUCCUAAAGGCUCGGCAGUAUACUCUCAGGCACUAUACAAACUCGUGGAGGAAGGAUAUCUAAAGCCAUCGACAGUUCUCUCUCACGAGUCUCCUCGCGACAAGCUCAUCAAAUACGAAGCAGAAGAGAAGGCCAAAAUUGUUGGUUUUCCUACGUCGAAACAGCUCAAGGAGGCACGGGAGACUGCUCAAGCACGGAUAAAACGAGAAGAGAAGGAUGCCGAGGGUGUUGGCAUAAAGCGGAAAGCCAAGAAUCAGCCAGGCCAACGGUCUGCUAAACGUAAAGCAACUGAAAGUACUGGCGCUUUAGAGGACUCCGUAUAUUUUCGACUAAACUUCGACAAAUUUAACAUACAUAUCCGUAAUUCGCUCAUUGAAAAAGCAGUCAGAAAACGCUAUAAUGAUGGCGCCGCUCUGAUUGUCAGAGCUGCCUUAAAAGUAACCGAGUCAUCUCAGAAGACUCUCCUUGAAAACAGAACAGAACCUAUAUCCGUAGCUAAUAUUGCUAUGCAGCUUUCUGACGAAGACGACCUCUCUUCUGGACUAGUGUUUUCAUCCAAGAAGGGGGCGUCGAACACGACUUGUAUCAAGGAAUACCUUGGUAUCAUGUCAAAUGCCGAUAACCCCACGCCUGUCGGGAAAGCGUCAUCAUUCGUAUCGUAUGAUUCACAGAAGGUGUACGUCGAAUUCGACUUGAUCGCGAAUCGGCUGCGUAGGAAUGUUUUGGAGGCUGUGACGAGAGAACGGCACGGAACCGAGGGUGUGAGAAUAGUACGGCUGUUGCUGGAGACCGGGAAGAUGGACGAGAAACAGAUAUCUAAGAUUGUAAUGAUGGCACCCAAGGAUGUACGGCCGCUACUGUCUGCUCUCGCGGCGGAUUCUCUUGUGAGCACCCAGGAGGUACCUAGGAGCGCAGACCGCGCUCCUUCGAGGACUUUCUAUCUUUGGCACGUUGACCUUGCCAAAGCCUAUUCCAUGAUACUGGGUCAACUGUACAAGACACUGUAUAAUAUCAGUAUGCGACGUCAAGCGGAGAAGGAGGAGCCUAUAUUGAAAGCUGUGCUGGAGAAGCGAGAACGAAGCGACGUGCGCUUGGACGAGAGUCUGUUAACGAAUCUCGACAAAGACAUCAUCAAGGAGUGGGAGCAGAAGGAGGAGAAAUUGACUAUCUUGGAGAUGCGUGUUGAGGAGAGUGUGUUCAUUCUUCGUGAUCUUUCUGCUGUUUCUCAAGGAAUGGAUGAUUAAAAUACUUUGUGCAUCGUCGUGCUUCCAUCUUGGCUUUAGUGUCCCUGAACAAGGCGUCAUGGUUAAGUAUGCGGACAGAACAGUCACUACCAGGUGUUUCGGCAUAUGUAUGUGGGGCAACUCGCACAGCCGCAGUGACGAUAACGAUACGCGGGUAAAUGGACUACGAGACUUGCUCUGCUGGAGCAAAUAAUAUAAAAAAAGGAAUGCACUAUAGCUACAUAUUCUAUGGAAAUGUGAAGUACCGUACCGAAGCCAUUGUACACUACAUUCAACAACUGGCAGAAAUCAAUACAAUAUAGAUAUAUAUAUCGGCGCUGGCGUAAGGCUUACUAUCGUGGAACAUAGUACCUGAACGGAAACUCGUGCUGCUCGACAUUCUGUGUUGUUUCGUUUGUCCGUGAGUGUGUGAUAUUUUCC